Molecule: messenger RNA, 393 nt
Organism: Phytophthora sojae
Lineage: Eukaryota; Oomycota; Peronosporomycetes; Peronosporales; Peronosporaceae
Exons: 1
Source: RefSeq, a predicted model, not a curated record
CGCGAAGGAGGGCGCGGAGGACGAGGACGCGGAGAGGCGUCGCGUCAAUCGCGUCGUGCGGCGGGGCUGCUGCCCGAGGAGCAACCGAGCCUGGAAGAGGUUCAACGCAAUGCUCGGAGGGUUAACGCUGAAAAGCGGAAGGCGGCCCUGGCCGGAGAUGGGUCUUCGAACCAAGUCCAGCCGGCACCUGAGCCAGCCGUCUCAGAUGACGCGCACCAAGUGUCGAAGGACAGCGAGCCCGAACGUGCUGACGCGGGCGAGGAGUCGAAGACCGCUGAGGGGGAUCCUGGACAGGGUGAACCCAACCAGGCGUCUGAGGGAGGCGCCGACGUGGAUGAGCCCCAGGCGGAGGGUCGAGUUUCGGACUCCUCUCUGUCCGGCCAAGAUGUGCAG